This is a messenger RNA of Lymnaea stagnalis (great pond snail), 6124 nucleotides long. The record is from the annotation of a GenBank genome assembly. NCBI's taxonomy places the organism in Eukaryota, Metazoa, Mollusca, Gastropoda, Lymnaeidae.
UGUCAAGCUAAACAAGAAGGCAGAAGGAAUAAAGGAAAGUGAACGGAGUAAUAGUUGGCAGAUGUGCACAGCAAUGCAUGUAUUAUUUUAUUUAGUUUUUGAGGAUGACUAUAAUUAUUACCUAGUAUUAAAGUUGAUAUUUUUAAAAGUAAAAUAAACUAUACAUCGUAAUUGUUAUAAAUAAUUGGCUAGGCUAGACUUACACCUACUGAGCCUACGCUUACUCUUGUUUAUUUUUAGUAUUGUUUAGUGUUUACAUUUUUAAAACUAUUUAGUUUAGUAGUAUUUAUUAGUAUUUAACACUUUACAUGACUUGACAUAACAAAAAGUAAAUUAAAUUAUUUUCAUUGUUGAAUAAUUAGGGUAAUCAAUAAAGACGUUGAUUUUUCAUGGGUUAAAACAGUGAUCAAUAAUUCAAUUGCAAUAAAAAAAAAUGUAAAUAUAAAAAAUUUACUAUAUACUAUAUAAUAUAAAAUAUAAUUAUAUAAUAUAUAUAUAUAUACUAUAUUAUAUAUUUUAUAUUCUAAUACCAUAUUCUAUAUUACUAAAUAUUUAUACUAUUAAAUUAAAAUCAAGUCACUAGUGUAGGAUAUGAUUAUACUCGUUAUAUAUUAUUACACUUAGACUUACACUAAUUACUAUAUUUUAGUAGGACUUCACUAAACGGCGCGCCAAUCGAUUUUUCGGCUGUCAGAAACAGACCAUAAUCCGAUGACCGGUCAAUGCCGGUAGGUCACGGGGUCAUAUUAAAAUCUAGUUUCCUUUGUCUACGUAAGGGAGAGACAAUGAACUUGUUAUAGUCUGUUAUACUACCCUUCUACAACUUAACUAUGAGCAUUGAUUGAAGGAUUUGUUGACUGAUACUGAUACAUACAUGUAUACCCCCAAACUCUUAAAAUCGUACAAUUCACUACAUCAUUACAAAAUCGUUCAGUACAUUAUCUCUAUAUUAAAAAAGAAACAUACAGUAUAUAUAUAAUGUAUACACCUCAAAAUCGUACAUUGUACGCCAAAAUCGUAAGAGUUAACAGGCCUGCUUAUAUUAUUAUAUGAUUCUUACGAUUACUCCACUGUUAUUAGUUCUUUAAUCUUUAGUAUUAGUGUUAGUGGGACUCAUUCUUUUUACUAAACUAAAUUGGGAAGACCGAUUCCCCUGUUGAAUUCCUUACAAUGACUAUACACUGAAAAUUCCAUCAGUACCAAUGUUUUUCUUUUCAAGAUGUUUUUGAACUUUGUUUGGGUAUUGUAUUGUUGAGAUAUUAUAAAGUAAAGUUUAUUAAUUGCACAUAUUCAUUCUUGGAUAGUUAAAGUCAAACACUAGUAAUUUUAAAUUGGCUGAUAAAACGUCUCUAUGAAUGCAUUGAUGCAUCGAAACACUGUCUGGCCAUAAUACUGCCUUCUUCAUCCUUGCAAAAGUCCUGUACCGGUAUAAGUUAGUACAAGCUUCUGCCAAUCCCUACUCGGUCCCACAUCUAUCUUCCAAUCAAUACCAUUUUAAUUAUCUUAUUUAGCAAUCUUAAAUCGUAUUGAAAACUGUUGGUGGCUGUCAUUUUUCUCAGCAUGAUUAUAGAUAUGUAGGAGAUAUUCUAUUCUUCAUCAGUUUUGUCAAAUAUGUAUCUUACUUACAUAAUACAUUAGAUUUAAAUAAUAUGACAUGUGAGCGAACUUUCUUGAAAUGGUUAUGAAGAAUAAAUACAGUGUAGUCUUCACUCUAUAAAAGAUUUAGGACAUAUUCAUUAAAAUUAUCUACUAUCGCCACAUGUAUGCUCUUUAACUAUGUUUUUGCUUCAACUAUACAUGCCAACCUGUAAGAUCAAAAACUGACCAAAAAAUUUUUUAAACACACAAAAAACUGUUGAACAUGAAAAAAAAAUGAAAAGUCAAGUAAAGUUCGAUUUAUAACUUUUUAUAUUUAGUUAUCAAUGUUUUGAAUGCAUGAAAACUUUUGCUUCAUAAUAAUUUCUGGAUUAGUUUGAAAACCCAAACAACAAGUGUGAUAUAGAUGUCAUUGCAAUGAAAUUUGCAAAUAAAAUCUUCGCUCUUGUAACUUUAUCAAAUAGAUUAUCUAUAUUUUGGAGCUAGAAUGAAAAGGAUUUAGGCCUAAUAAUAGAGUUGUAGAGGUAGAAUUUCCCUAUAUUCCCAUAAAGUUAUGUUCAAGCAACUAUGUUUUAAAAUGUGUGCCUCUGUGUCACUUAAAUGUCUUUUUUGCAAAAUGCAUGUGAUGAUCUGUUGGUGAGGUAUGGAUAAUUUCAGGAUAUUCAGUCAUAAUUGAAUUGUAGAGUAGUCAGUUUAAUAUAAAUCUGAUAGUAUUCAGUUAUUGUGGAUAAUAAUAUUGUCAAGUAUUGAUUUAGUUGAGCCAGCUCUCUACACAAGUAUUGGUUCAACACAGUAUCUGUUUUAACAAUCUAGGGCAGGAGUCUGGAACUUUGCGAGCCACAUGCAGCUUUUUGAUCCUUCUCCUGUAGCUCUUGGCUGGAUACUUCUUGUUACUAGAUCAAAAUUUAAUAUUUGGCUCUAUGCCAUGAAAAGGUUCCUAACUCCUUCUUUAGAGCUAUAAAAUUAAUUACUUGUAUGCAAUAUUCCUUGUUGUAUUCUGAUAAAAAUGAUAAAUUUUAAGUUGUUGCUUUUUUCUUGAUAGGGUUUAGCCACAUUAUAAAUGUUCAUGGCCGUUAUGUAAUGGACACAGAUGAAAUAGGUGGCUAAUUUUGAACACUUUACUUCUUAGAUAGGAAUGGGAGAUCAUCCAGGUAUGCUAAUCUUAUUGGAUGUAAGAUGUUUUUAUUUAUUGAAUCCUCUAUAUCUCUCAUAAAAAAUUAUUAUUUUUUGGCUCAUUUCUCAAUGAAACAAGAUGUAUUGGAAAUAAUUUUUGUUUUUAAAACUGAAUGAAUUUAAAAAAGAUUUUAAAAAUUUAAUUAACUUUUCAAUAUCUUGUUUCAGCUGAGCAGAAAACGGGAUCAUCAACAACAAAGCAUCCUUCAAAUGGUAAACGGAAAAGAAAAUUCUUUUUAACAAAAGAUAAAAAUAUGUAUAACUUGCAGCUUGUAUCAGUUAUAUAUAGAUUAUACAAUUCUUGUUAUUUAAAAAGAAAUGUAUUUUGAAAAUAAAUCUGAAAUAUGUAAAAACUAUAUGUAGCAAAUUUUUUGCUUUUAUUUCUAAUAAGCAAUAUAGUUAUGUUAGUUUAGUAAAAAAAAUGUCUUAAUGUAUAUAUAUAUUUUUUUUUUUUCUGCAAUAGACAAUGCUGGACCCAUUAUUCAAAGUUCCCAUGAGUCUGCAGAAUACCAGCAAGAUCUUCAGGUUGUAUUGGGGACUGCCUUUGGUGUCAUUGCUGUGGUGGGGAUCAUUGCAUUGACAUUUCUGUUGUAUCGCAUCUACAAAUCCAGGCGUGCAGCUCUCUCAUGUAAAUAUUUAAAUUAAAGCAAGGAUUAUUACAAAAUAGCAUUGUGAUACCAUAUUUUAUCAUAGAAAUGUUAAAAAUGUUAAUGUAUGUCAUAUCAAUUUACAACAUAAGUAUUAUACCAUCUCAAAAGAAGGAAAAGAGAUGUCACUUUCAAUAAAAGUGUUUUAGAAGGAUUCUCUGCUUACAGAAUGUAAUUUUUGAUCAAUUGAAAUAUUCGUAGCAGUGUAUUUUAUUUCAUAAUGAGUGUGUCAGGCCUACAAACGUGAUUUUGACAUAUCUUGUCAUUGAUGCAAUCCAUUUUCAUGAAUUGGAUUGACUGCUUUAAAUGAAUCCUACUUGUGUCGUAAUGAAGUCAGUAAAUAGUUCAAUUAUUUUAAUUAGAUAUGAAAAAAAAAAUGACUGCAAGUGUUUUAUUAUAUAUAUAUAUAUUUCAGAUGCACAAAAUGAAAUAUUUGACGCCUUUGAACGUGAUGUGGCUGUUGGUAAGUUGUUGGUACCCAACAUUUAACCAAACAAACAGCCUCACCCCAAAAAAAUUAAAUUGUCUGGCAAUUUACUCAUUUACUGGCAACCAUGAAUUAAACUAUUACAAAAAUAUUAAUUUCAGCUGCUAUUUUCAUCGAAGCUAGACGUAGCAAUAAAAGUUUUGUAAUAAUAUAAGAAUUGGUAUUGCAAGAUAUUAAAAUUUACCUAAACAAUGAGCUCUCCAGUAGUUCAUUCAAUAAUCAUUUUUAAAAGGUUAACGCACUUCAGUUUUAAUUUGUUAAAUUUUAACAUAUAAUUGUUGUAUAUUAUGUGUUUUGAUAAAUUGAACAAACCUAAUACUUAGAUUGCACACCAUCCUAAAAAGUCUUAUAAAAAAUCUCUGUUUCUGGUUCCAAUCCAAAAUAAUAAAAUCAAUAUGGAUUGUGUUAGUGUUUGUUCAUUAAUGCCAAAAGCUACCGGUGGAAAGAUUAUAGAGCUGCCAUCAUUGCUUGUGGUGAUCUAUAAGUUAUAUUUUUAGCACCAUAAGUUAUAUUUUUAGCACUAUCCUUUUGUAAAUGCAAGUUGCUAAAAACUUAAUGCUCAAGUAACCAUCAAAGCAAUAAUCUUGUUAGUAUUUUAAUACAGCUGUUUUUGUUCCUCCCAGAAGUUGACGGGAAGUGUCAACCAGUGGUGUUGUUGCUGUAUGCCAAUGACUGCGCCUUACAUGAAAGGGUUGCGCUGGCCCUGGCAGAAUUCCUCAUGGAGGCCUGCGGGGUGACCGUUGCACUGGACCUCUUUGAAGAAAAUGAAAUCACGGAGAGGGGUGUUGACGACUGGCUGAUUGACAGGCUACAAGAGGCAGACUACAUAAUGGUGCUUUGCUCUCUGGGUGCCAGGCUCAGGUGCUCCAAGAAAAAUGUCAGAUUUAAACCAGAUACCAGACACAUUUUACCAGAUUAUUUUUCUGUGGCCGUGGAUUAUGUUGCAGAGAAAAUGAGGGCAGAAAGACUAAAGGGACUGUCUGUGCAUAAAUUUUUAACAGUGUACAUGGAGUAUUCAACUCGCUCUGAUAUUCCUCCUCAACUUGAAACUGCUUCUCACUUUUGUUUAAUGAAGGACAUACACAAGCUACAUCUUCACCUCAAUGCGCAGGGACCAGACACAGACAAGUCAGAGACCGUCUCCCAGUCCAGCACCUGUGAGAACCACUAUCAUGAGACAGAAACGGGUGCAGUUUUGAAAGCUACCAUAGAGCAAGCAAAGGCAUUUUUUAGAGAGAACCCAUCUUGGAUGGAUGAUCAGCUGGAGCCAGGAAGCAUUGCUGGAUUUUCACUCCGUCGUGCCAAAAACAGGAAGCGGAGAAGGAAUUCAAUGGAGCAACCUCUUCUGACGUUGAUGGGGACGCCACCUGUGGUACACCAGUGUCAACUUUCUGACGUCAGCUUCAAUAACAUGACUAAUGGAGUGACAUGCCCCCAGAAUCCAAGGCCAGAGCACAUUUCAAUCCAGCAUCUCUCACAGGCAGCACAAGAUCCUGGCAGGGUACUAUGCAGUACUUUGCCUCGUACCAGUACCACAUCAUACGUCCUGGAGGCAGGCAGACAUAACCUCUGUAAUAAUGUUGGGAUUUUCCAAAGCCGCCAAAAUUCCCUCCCUUCUUCACUGGCAAGCAGUUGUCUCGCAGUACAGCCUGCUCUUCAUACCUUAUCUAAAAGUAUGGAUAGCUUUGCCCUGGAUAAUACACACCAUCCAGAUGGAUUGCCUUGCCUUUACUGUAACUGUACACACAUGGAUGCCAGGCCUGAAUGCAGACAGUUACAGCAUUACCAAGGGAAGGCAUCCAAAGGGAAGUUCACCUCCACCGACCUCUCGCAACAAGACAGUCAGUCAUCAUUACAUUUUCUGCAAGGGGGGCUCAUCCCAGUCCACUCACCAACAACUAUUCUUCAUGCCGAAGUGCAUCAAGAAUGGGGAAACUCCAACAAGGGCACCCCAGAAAAGAAAUGUGCCACAUUUUCUGGUGACCCUCGAUCCUGGAGCUCUGACCUUGACAUUACAGCCGCAAUGACCCCUUUCCAGUCCCUCCCUCUCCACCUCUCCCCCACCAACCUCCAUUGCAAUGACCACAUAUUGGAAUGGAGCAGCCCAGAUGGAAUGCAGAGAUGGAGGACGGGUCAGGCAAUAGAAGGAUUUCAGAAUGGCACCGGCCGUAAAAGUCACAGAACACUCUCUGAAGUCUCUGUCUCAACAGAUGAUUCCGGC